Molecule: messenger RNA, 2000 nt
Organism: Dicrocoelium dendriticum
Lineage: Eukaryota; Metazoa; Platyhelminthes; Trematoda; Plagiorchiida; Dicrocoeliidae
Source: the annotation of a GenBank genome assembly
ACUUCUUCCGGGUUACCUUCGUUCCGUCACUGUGCACUUGCCGAAGCCCGAAGAAUCAUUAGUUUUAUCGGUGCAGUGCUUCGUCUUGAGCAGCUCUAAGACCUUAUAUACCUCGUAAUUCCGGACCUGACGCAUUUUGCAUUUUGUUCUGGUCCCUAAUGGAUUUACCUUGCGUAAAUGGUGUUGUCGAUAAAAAAUCGAAAAAGGAGCUGCGGAAGUUAAAGCGAGAUGUCCAAAGACCAUCUGGGUUAGAUGGGUCUCAGGAGGUGGUCAUGCUUUCGGUUGAUGCCGACGGGGGACUUCAAUCGAUCUCAGAGCCUUACGGUCACUUGCCCCUCCACCAAUCACAGUACAAUGUUGGACCUGAUUAUGUGGAACUUCGGGAUUUAAACAAAGAGGCGUUUAUUGACAAUCACUUAUGGAUUCGAGGACGAUUGCACCGAAGCCGCAUGAAGGGAAAGUUGUGCUUCUUCAUUGUCCGCUUUCAAGAGUUUCGUGUUCAAAGCGUCCUGUCCACAAGUGAGAAAACCCCGAAAGAUAUGCUAAACUUUGUUGCUAGCAUACCGAAGGAAUCCAUAGUUGAUGUGUACGGUUGUUUGAAGCGUAGUCCUGUUCUGAUCGAUGGAUGCAAUCCGGAUAAUGUCGAAUUGCAAUGCGAACGGGUUUACGUCGUCAGUGCCGCUCUCCCAACUUUGCCCUUGCAAAUCGAGGAUGCCAUGCGACCAGACGGUGAUGAAUCCGUUCUGAGCCACGUCAAUCAAGACACCCGUCUGGACAAUCGUUGCAUUGACCUUCGUACACCGGUCAACCAGGCUAUUUAUCGUCUGGAAGCUGGCUGUGUUCGCUUUUUCACGGAGUACCUCACUAAAGCAGGCUUUGUAAAUAUUCAAACCCCCAAAAUGAUAUCUGCUGCCUCAGAAGGCGGUGCCAACGUCUUCAAGGUGUCCUAUUUUUCCGGAUCGGCUUACUUGGCACAAUCUCCGCAGUUGUACAAACAAAUGGCGAUUGCUGCUGAUUUCGGACGGGUGUUCACUGUUGGUGCUGUUUUUCGAGCGGAAGAUUCCAAUACCCACAGACAUCUGACCGAAUUUGUGGGCUUGGAUUUGGAAAUGGCUUUUAAGAAUCAUUAUCACGAAGUGGUCGACCUGAUCGCUGACAUGUUUGUGAAUAUGUUCAAGCGAUUGCAAACCGAGUACGCCUCGGAGAUUGCAACUAUUUCCAAGCAAUACAAAUCGACGCCUUUCGAAUUUCUGGAACCUACUUUGAAACUAGAAUAUCGUGAGGCGAUUCAAAUGCUUCGUGAUGCUGGAUGGGAGUUGGGUGACUAUGAUGAUCUGAGCACGCCAGCUGAAAAGUUCCUGGGGCGCCUGAUAAAGCAGAAGUACGGCACCGAUUUCUACAUCUUGGACAAGUUUCCAUUGGAUAUUCGUGCCUUUUACACCAUGCCACAUCCAUACGAAGAGAAAUAUUCCAACUCUUACGAUUUUUUCAUGAGAGGUGAGGAAAUCAUGUCAGGUGCUCAACGCAUCCAUGAUCCAACUCUACUUACGAAGCGUGCAUUGCAUCAUGGCGUUGAAAUUGAGAAAAUUAAGGCCUAUAUCGACGCAUUCCGUUACGGGUGCCCUCCACACGCUGGGGGCGGCAUCGGUCUAGAGCGCGUGACCAUGUUGUUCCUUGGACUGGAUAAUAUCCGAAAAGCGUCCAUGUUUCCGCGUGAUCCCAAACGUCUAACUCCGUGAUUAUUGUCCUUUCCUAUUUCGCUAUAUUAAGUCGAAGCACCUAUUCUAUUACUCAUGGUGAUAUUUGCCCGUUCCGUAUUUUUACCUUAGAAGCUUGGGAUCCUCCAUCAACUAGCUUGUUUUCUUGAUCAAAACCAAAAUCGCCAGCGCUCUGUGUAUUAAGUGUUAAAUUUCGUUUCUUGUCCUUCCUCUAGCUUUUUUUCUCCAAACAAUGUCGUAUCAAAAUCCACUGACUUUCGUAAAAGAGUUUCAGUACUCUGC